Molecule: messenger RNA, 1005 nt
Organism: Maudiozyma saulgeensis
Lineage: Eukaryota; Fungi; Ascomycota; Saccharomycetes; Saccharomycetales; Saccharomycetaceae
Source: the annotation of a GenBank genome assembly
AUGUUAGUUCGACAUACUGAGAUGUCACAUUGUGCAAGUGUCGAUCAAUUAACGACUAAUGAAAAUGAUGGUGUGAAAAUAUCUAAGAUGAAUUCAAACCAUUCACAUUCAGAAGAGUUUCUUAGUAAUAAAUCACAUGAUAGUUCAUUUGAUAUAAAUAAUUAUAAUACUGAUGAUUUGGAAGAAGCAGUCUCUGAAUCGGAUUCAAAUUUAGAUUUAGAUUCAUUAGAAUAUACACAAUCACGGCCCGAAACGUUAACACCCCAGGUAAUAACUAGUGAUGUUAGUGAUAAAAAUGAAUUAGAAGAAUAUUACCAGCCAUUACCACCACCGAAGGAAUUAGAUCCUGAUAAACUUUAUGCUCUUUAUGCAUUUACAGGAACUGAUCCAUCAUAUUGUCAAUUGAAACAAGAUGAAGAUUGUAUAUUAUUAAACGAUGAAGAUGCUUAUUGGUGGUUAGUUAAACGAUGUAGAGAUGAUGCAAUAGGGUUUGCACCUGCAGAAUUGUUAGAAACAUUUUGUGAAAGAUUAGCAAGAUUGAAUUCAUGGAAAAAUGAACAAGCUUUACUCAAUCAAAUUCGUUAUGGACCAAAUCACCAACAAUUGAAAAAUUAUAAAAAGGGGAAUAAAUCGGUAAGUUUUAGUGAAGUUGUAAUAUACGCAGAAGAUAAUGAUGGUAAUAAUACUUCAAAUAUCGUACAGUCAAAGAAUAUAUUGGAGGGUCUCAAUGAUGAGCUACCGGAUGCAGAUAGUAUCACAAAACCUUUAAAUUUAUCUACAUUCCCAAAAUCUUCAUCAAGUUUAUUAUUAUCGGAUAAACAUAUUAUAUCCUCAUCUACAAGGAUAGGAAACUACAUAACAGAUAGUGGGCCUUUGCCAUCUCUGUCGAUUGAAGGUUCGGGUGCUACUGACAAUUCUUUGCACCCUUAUAUUGCACAUUUAUACACGCCUGUUUUUGCGCAGGUUGACGACCUAAUAGGUAAAUUGAAUACCUGGAUAGCUUAA